Messenger RNA from Uranotaenia lowii, 1492 nucleotides. Its product is annotated as palmitoyltransferase ZDHHC16. Gene Ontology annotation, cellular component: Golgi apparatus. The record is from RefSeq and is a predicted model, not a curated record. The transcript is spliced from 6 exons. NCBI's taxonomy places the organism in Eukaryota, Metazoa, Arthropoda, Insecta, Diptera, Culicidae. Gene Ontology annotation, biological process: protein palmitoylation. Bases 183 to 1337 code for a protein of 384 amino acids. Gene Ontology annotation, molecular function: palmitoyltransferase activity.
AAAAUGUAAACAAAAGUUUUGCCGUGAAAGUUUAAAAGUUUUUUAAAUUGUGAAUUACCAUGGAAAGUCAACCGGUUUCGGCCAGUUUGUGUUAGUUUUUAAUGCUGGUUCAUGUUGCCCAGUAGCGCAAUAUAUUACAAUUGGCAAGCGUCAUCAUUUACAUGAAAUAAUACUCGAAAAACAUGAGUCGCAUACAAUGGCGCCUGAAGGAGUUCCCGAAAAAGUUACUCAAUUGUCUCCGCUUCCGCUAUCAGUAUGCCGCACAAUGUUUACGUUCGUUGACCUAUAACCACCACAUGAAUCAAUCCUAUGCGUCCGAUGUUUGCCUCGAGCCAAUUUUCUGGUUCGUGGAUAAUUUCACUCAUCUCCUGGGACCGUUUUUUGUGGUGGCAGUCGUGUGUCUAACGGCGGCCGUCGUCAUAAUCUGCUACUGGAUCGGGUUGCCAUACUGGUGGAACAAGAGUCAGAACAUGACCUACUUCCUGCUGGUGAUCGGAAACUGGCUGCUGAUGAAUGUGUCCUACAACUUCUAUAAGGCGGCAGCGACCUCUCCCGGCUAUCCUCCGGAGAAAGAGCUCAUCGUCGAAGCCGUCAGUAUUUGCAAGAAAUGCAUUGCCCCGAAACCUCCUCGCACUCACCACUGCUCGGUGUGCAACCGAUGUGUGCUGAAAAUGGACCAUCACUGUCCGUGGUUGAACAAUUGCGUCGGCUACGGCAAUCAUCGGUACUUUUUCCUGUACAUGUUGUACACAACUCUUGGAGUGUUAUUCAUCAUUGGUUUCGGUUUUGAGCUGGGUUACAACGUGCUCAUAGUGGGUGAUGGGGAAGGUUGGGACGAAGUGGAACCUCUGCACGGCCAUCCGGUUCGCUUCAAUCUGUCCGGCCAUAUCAUUCCAGUGACCGAAAUGAACGACUAUGAAGAUGACGGCCUAGCUCCGGCCAAACACGAUCUUCCGAUUCCUCAGGAUUACAGCAACAAUCCGGGCAAACAUCGGGCAAUCAUCUUCAUGGCGCUGAUUAAUGUGGCCACACUUUUCGCGCUAGGUGCUCUGACUUCGUGGCACAGUUCGCUCAUAACUCGUGGCCAAACUAGCAUAGAAGCACACAUCAAUAAGUCCGAAACCAAACGAUUGGCCGCUCUAGGGAAGACCUACCAGAAUCCGUACGACUUCGGAUCCCGACGCAACUGGCGGUUGUUUCUCGGUUUGGUGCGCAAACGAACUUGGGGGAGACAUGUGUUGUUCCCAUCGGGACACAAGCCGGAAGGUAACGGGUUAACCUGGCUGACGGUGCGCGAUUUCUCAGCCAUCGAUGACGGUGAAGACGAGUGGCCGUGAACGGCGAGACCGACUCAAUCGAACCAUUCCAAUCCAACGCAACUAGUCUCAGCUCAGCUCUCGGUGUAUAGAAAGCAUUUCUACUCUAUAGAUAUUCUAGGAUAACGAUAUUAUGGUAAGACUACAUCUAAAAAAAUAACGUAAAUUGAAAAAGA